CCGCAGCUGUUAACAUCAGAACUAAUCUGAAGUCCUCUGGCGUGUGCUUCAGGAGGGGAGCAGACAGCUUGUGAUCAGAGUCACAUUUGUAGUUCUCAUUUUUUCCCCGUGGUACAAGUGCCACCACCAAUUGUUUUUCACAGUCAACUUUUGAGAACAUUGAGAUAAUUUGGCAUUUAAAUUUACACAUGUUUUGGUGAGCUUUAAAGUCUUCAGAGAAUCACAUUCUUCCCUCUUGAAGGAGCAUCUGCCAUUGGAAACAUCUCCCGUGCCCUUCUUGAAACUCUCUGUUCUGCUCCCGAGAAUGGCAGUGAAGAGCUUUGAAGUUUGGGAUUAUGUUGUGUUUGCAGGCCUCUUCGUCAUUUCCUCUGGAAUUGGAGUGUUCUUUGCCAUAAAGGAGAGAAAAAAGGCAACAUCUCGAGAAUUCUUGGUAGGAGGGAGGCAAAUGAGCUUCGGCCCCGUAGCUUUGUCUCUGACUGCCAGCUUCAUGUCAGCUGUCACUGUCCUCGGGACUCCUGCUGAAGUCUACCGCUUUGGGGCAGCCUUCUUCCUGUUCAUCAUUGCGUAUGCGUUUGUGGUCUUCUUCACAUCUGAACUCUUUCUUCCCGUGUUCUAUAGAUCUGGCAUCACAAGCACCUAUGAGUACCUGCAGUUACGAUUCAACAAACCAGUUCGAUACGCAGCAACAGUCAUCUACAUUGUGCAGACGAUUCUCUACACGGGAGUCGUGGUUUACGCCCCUGCUCUGGCUCUUAAUCAAGUGACUGGGUUUGAUCUCUGGGGCUCUGUGUUUGCAACAGGAAUCGUUUGCACAUUCUACUGUAGUUUGGGAGGUUUAAAAGCAGUGGUGUGGACAGAUGCAUUUCAGAUGGUUGUCAUGAUUGUGGGCUUCUUAACAGUUCUCAUUCAAGGAUCAAGUCAUGCCGGUGGGUUCCACAAUGUGUUAGAACAUGCAAGAAAUGGAUCCCGGCUACACGUAAUUGACUUUGAUGUAGAUCCCCUCAGACGACAUACUUUUUGGACAAUUACAAUAGGAGGAACUUUUACUUGGCUUGGUAUCUAUGGAGUUAACCAAUCAACUAUCCAGAGAUGCAUCUCUUGCAAAACAGAAAAGCAUGCUAAACUUGCCUUGUACUGCAACUUGUUGGGUCUCUGGCUGAUUGCGGUAUGUGCUGUCUUCUGUGGUUUGAUCAUGUACUCGAACUUCAAAGACUGUGAUCCUUGGACUUCUGGUGCUAUUUCCGCACCAGACCAGUUGAUGCCAUAUUUUGUCAUGGAGAUUUUUUCCACUGUGCCAGGGCUGCCAGGACUUUUUGUGGCUUGUGCCUUUAGUGGAACUCUGAGCACAGUGGCUGCCAGCAUCAACGCCUUAGCAACAGUGACCUUUGAGGAUUUUGUCAAGAGCUGUUUUCCACAUCUCUCCGACAAGAAGAGUACCUGGAUCAGUAAAGGCUUAUGUCUUUUCUUUGGUAUUUUGUGUACCUCCAUGGCUGUGGUUGCAUCCUUUAUGGGGAGUGUUAUACAGGCUGCCCUCAGCAUCCUCGGCAUGUGUGGAGGGCCGAUGCUAGGUUUAUUUACUCUGGGUAUCAUGUUCCCUUUUGUAAACUGGAAGGGUGCACUAGGAGGCCUCCUUACUGGAAUCACAUUGUCAUUUUGGGUUGCCAUUGGGGCUUUCAUUUACCCUGCACCAGAGUCUAAGACAUUACCUUUACCUCUAUCAACAGAGCAGUGUGUCCAAUUAAAUAUAACAACAACAGUAGGUCCACAGCUUCCUAGCAGACCUGCCUUAGCUGACACAUGGUACUCACUCUCCUACCUUUACUAUAGUGCUGUGGGCUUCCUGGGAUGCAUGAUUGCUGGAAUAAUCAUCAGCUUCCUGACAGGCAGGCAAAGAGGCAAAGAUAUUGACCCACUUUUAAUAAGACCAGUUUGCAAUUUAUUUUGCUUUUGGUCUAAGAAAUACAAAACUCUGUGCUGGUGUGGAGUUCAGCAUGACCAGGAAACAGAGCAGGAUUACCUUGACAGUGGCAGUGCCUGGAAACAGGGCACUGAAUCUGCCCUACAGAAUGGACUCAAUCAAGAAAGCCUGGCCCAGAUUCCAGACUACAACCCCAAGGACAAAAAUUACAGCAGCAGUGCACAGAAGACUACACAUUUCUAGGACAAUAUAUGCAACUGAUAAUAUUCUCUGUCCCUCUGUCUCCCUCCCUCCCUCCCUCUUUUCCUCCCUCCCAUCCUCUCUCCCUCCCUCUCUCCCUCCCUCUCUGUACAUCCACCCUCUCUCCCCCACACAUGUACACACAUACUCCAUGACAUUCCUCCCUCUUAUAGAAUUGUGUAUAGAUUCUUUUCAGAAAACAAAGAUGACCAAUACCUAUUUUUUUUUUGGUUUUACGAGACAGGGUUUCCCUGUAUUGUUUUGGAGGCUGUCGGUCCAGCCUGGCCUCGAACUCACAGAGAUCCGCCUGCCUCUGCUUCCCGAGUGCUGGGAUUAAAGGCGUGUGCUGACCAAUACCUUUUUAUAUUUAUUUAUAGAAAUGAUAAGACUGUUUCUUGGGAUACUAUUUGUGAAGCCCAAAUUUCAGGUGAGAAAAAUCAGACCUAGGCCAGAAGUGCCUGAUACUACAUAACUAAAUAGGGACCGAAUUUUAUCAUUAUGCACGGAGUCAAAGUCUUUUUGCUUCCUAUCAGAUUAAAUCUCAGGGUUUGUUGUUUGUUUGUAGGUUUAUAUUUUGUUUUGUUGUGGUGAAUUAAGCACAGGACCUUAUUCCUAUAAAAUACCUGCCUGACUAUUGACCGUAGGCCACAUUUUGAAGUCUUAAUCAUUAAAAUAUCCUGGUGGAGGUAGAGACUAAACAUACAGGAAAAUCUGUGUAUUCAAUGCUUCUUUGACAUGGCUGACAAAACAGGGAUGACAUCAUCUCUAACCUCAUGUCUUACAUGUAUGUAGACAGGUAUACAUAUCCAUGCCUUCCAUGUGGCCUCAGCUAGAACAUUUAACUUCUAUCAGUAUCCUCACACUGCCUCCUUUAUAUGUUAUUUUAGUGAUUCUUGCUGCUAAAACUAUUGUAGCUAAAAUUUAAGGAUAAUUAUACUAAGUAAAGGAGGAGAAAAAUCAGUCUUCUCAGUGGGGGUAAAUCACAUCUAAAUAGACAAUUUACUUUGCACUGUUGAGAAAGUGUUUCCUCUCCAUCACUUUAAAAUAAUAAAUUUGGAGCUAGAAAAAUGGUUCAGUAGUUAGGAGAACUUCUUGGCCUUCCAGAGGACCUGAGGUAAAUUCCAAGCACCCAAGUUGAGUAUCUUACAGCUGCCUAUAAAUCCAGCUCCAGAGAAUCGGUACUUUUUGUGAUGUCCAUUGGCAGUCACAUUCAUGUACAUAUAGCCACAAACAGACACAUACACCUACUAAUAGUAAAGAAUUUAAACAUUUCUUUUAAGUAAAAACACUCUGUGAUUACCCAGAAGUCAAGAGUCUAAUCUAUAAAGCUGAAUAAAGGGAAACACUCUUUAUAAAAAGCUGUGAGGUCAGCCAGAAUUUUAUAAAUGAACCUUGCAAGGAACUUACUAUCCAUAGCAGAGGUAUUUAAUCAUGGAGUCUUAUUCACUAUCCACAGAACCCCUCCAUGUCACAGGUACAAGAUCAAGUCACCUCAUCAGACUGUAUUACUUUAAUCCAGGAGAAUAGCUUUAAAGUUCUGAAGCAAAGUUAUUACAAAGUAAAAGGUGAUUUGACAAAUGGAGUUGCAGUGAAACUGUUGGAAGAAGAAAAUAGACUAUUACAAGGAAAAUGAAAAGAAAAAACAAUGUCCAAGGAAUUAGAUUAUAACAAUAUUAGCAGCUAAUAUGUAUGCAGAAUACGUUUACAUGCCUAUGUGUAUGUUCAUAGUAACACAUAUGUAAGUGAUUUGGAAGCCAUUUUAAGGGUUGUAAACUUUAACCUGGAACUUCACAAAAGCAGAAUAUCUCAAUUUUUUUCAUUUUACCAAAAAUUCACCUAAGGCUACCUCAUUAAAUCAACACUUACCUUAGAGUUAUAUUUAAAAUAUUUUUUGUUUUCUUUCAGUAUAUAUUUUUCUUAGAGUAUUAUCAAAAGUACUCAAUUAAAAUGACCUACAACCAUUUUAUUAUAGAAAUGGUGUAGUCUCCUUUUGUAUAAUAAACUAUAAGGUACAAUUAGAGAAAAUAUAUAGACCUUUUCAAACUCUGAGUAGAGGUUCCCUUUUACUCAUUCAAACAAAUAGGCCUUCAUGUAGACAGCAGAAAGAAAUCUGAAAAAGUAAACAUAUCAUAGUGGUGAACGAUGGAUAAUUAGUACUAUUUAAAAUUACUUCUUUUAAAAAUAAAUUCAGAAUGACAAGCACUGAAAUGAGCUCUGGAAUAUUUCCUAUGAGUGGGGUGCAAGAUGGUCUUCUACUUUGGAAACCUUUCUGUAAACUUUAGAGACUAAAAUGGACCUAUCAGUAACAAGUAAACAGAUGUUAUAAUAAGCUUAACUGUAUCAUAUACAAGGCCAUUCUUUUCAAUGUUUCAGAUACGGUACACAGUGUUUGGCUUAUAUGGGCUUUAAGGUAUAUACACACAAAACCAUAAAUACACAGGAUAAAAAAGAGUCUCACUUAUUUUUAAGUGUUCAAAGAUGAACUGAACUUGUUUGCUAUUUGGAUAGAAAGAAAGUUGUGUUCACAAUUGAAGCUGAGGAAACAACUGCAAAGGAGACUUGCUUUUGUACCUAGGUCACAUAUUCCCACAUUGCCCCCACAGUCUCCAGAGCCUUGCUUCUGCUAAUAUUUUGAAGUUGGAUUUGUUUUCCUUUCUGCUCGUUCAACGCCUUGUUUCUCACUUCAAUAAAGGCACCAAAAGAGUAGUGUCUAUUCAAACUCUAGCUUCAAAAUAUAGUGAAUUUGGCCUAAGGUGUUUAACUAAUAACAUUAGGUAGAAUAGAGACUAUGAGACUCAGGUAUGGUUAGCCAUCCAGACCACAAUUAUAUUUCUUUUGUUUUCUUUUCCAACUAUCAAUUUAGGAAUGUUACUUUUUCAAAAAUAAAGAGCAAAGAUACUGUUUUAUUUUACAUCCUAAGAUUAAAGUUGGAAAAAUGAAUUGAAGAAGUCAGGGAAGAUAGGGGCUAAUUUUGCCUUGCCUUCUCAGGGAAAGACAAAGAAAAGCUGCAUGCUGACUGUUCACUGUCACUAAGGGCUGCCACUUACAGUCAAGAAAUGCUAAAGCAACUUAAUCAGCUGUACAGCUCACCAAUUACAAUGACAUAAGUGGAUUUAGUCUUCUAUUCCCUGGCUAGACAUUAAAUUAGCCCUGAGUGGGAGACAUUUGCAAACAACCUACCUGCUUUCACAAUUUCUUUUUCUUUUGUUUUUUUAUAAAGCUACUGUGGAUGACACAGGGAUGGUCUUUAGGAAGAAAGCUGUUAAAUAUAGUCACAAAUAUAAUUUCCAAGAUGGCAAUCUUGAUGGGAAGAAAAUUAUCACCUCUACAAAAACAAAAGUCCAAAUUAGUAGGAACUUGGGCUGAUCAAUAAUUCAAGCUAAAGACAAAUUAGUUCUAUGUGAUUUUGGCACACUUUGCUUUGAGUAGAAAUGUUUAUAGGAAAACAUUUAACUUUCCAAAUGAAACCAGGAGUUUUGGUUUCCUCAAAAUGUUUUUCCUUGAAGCUCCAAAAAUAGAAGAAGUAAGGUAAGAUGUUAACCUGACUCUUUCUGUAAAAUCCAGAAGGUUGUUUCGAAGUCAUUGUGAUAAGUAAUUUGGGGAAAAUUGAGUACAACCAUCUGGUGACAUUUUUUAAAACUUGCCCAGUUGAACAAUUAAUCUAUCCACAUGUAUCAGUUAGGUUAUUCAACAAGCAGAACUAAUUUUCAAGUUGAACUAUCAAGUUUAAACCCAAAACGGAUAAGUUGGUAAUUCUUAGUUACAGGAUAAGAGUAUCCUUGCACUGCAUUUGUGCUUAAUUUCCUAUCCCAUCUCAGGAAUAUUAUGCUGGUUAAUUCCACAAUGUAUUGUCAGAACAGUGUUCAAAUCCUCAGCUCCUUGGCUCACACCUUAAGCUGUUGUAUUAGGGUUUUUAUUGCUGUGAGGAGACACCAUGACUAUGACAACUCUUAUAAGGAUAACAUUUAAUUUAGGUGGCUUUCUGACAGUUCAGAGGGUCAGACCAUUAUUAUCAUUGUGGAAAGCAUGGUGGCAUACAGGCAGACAUGGUCUGGAGCAGAGAGUAUUACAUUUUGUAGGCAACAGGAAAUCAGUUGAGACGCUGGUUGACAUUCUGAGCACAGGAAACCUCUAUGCUCACUCCCACAGUGACAUACUUCCUCCAAGACCACACCUACUCCUCCUAAUCAUGCCACUCCCUAUAAGAUACUGUGGAGGGCAGUUGCAUGCAAACUGCCACAAUUGCCUGGCAUGUUCUGGAGGUCUGAAUGAAUAAUGCUUCUUAUAGGUUUAUGUGUUUGAACCCUUAGUACCCAAUUUGGUAGUUCUGUUUGUGGAAGUUAUAGAAUCUAUAGGAGGUGGAACCUUGCUGGACAAAGUAUGUCACUGAGAUUGGUUAUUAAAGUUUAUAGCCUUAACCCAUUUCAUGUUCUCUUACUAUACUUACUGUGUGUGGAUGAAAAAAAUGUAAUCAGCAGGUAUCUUGCUUGCUACUAUGCGUUUGUUGCCAUGAGGAUUCUAUCCCCAUGGAACCAUAGACUAAAAUAAAGCUUUUCUUCCAUAAAAGAA
This is a messenger RNA of Mesocricetus auratus (golden hamster), 6727 nucleotides long. It is a transcript of the gene Slc5a12, whose product is annotated as solute carrier family 5 member 12. Lineage: Eukaryota; Metazoa; Chordata; Mammalia; Rodentia; Cricetidae. Gene Ontology annotation, cellular component: membrane. Gene Ontology annotation, molecular function: lactate transmembrane transporter activity; symporter activity. Gene Ontology annotation, biological process: transmembrane transport; sodium ion transport. The record is from RefSeq and is a predicted model, not a curated record. Bases 305 to 2161 code for a protein of 618 amino acids. The transcript is spliced from 15 exons.